This is a messenger RNA of Seminavis robusta, 903 nucleotides long. NCBI's taxonomy places the organism in Eukaryota, Bacillariophyta, Bacillariophyceae, Naviculales, Naviculaceae. The record is from the annotation of a GenBank genome assembly.
AUGAUGAUGACGGGGAGUGUACUUCCUCUGCUUCUACUAGCAGUGCUUCUACAGACUGCUGAUUCCUUUUCGGCACGGCAGGUCGUCCACAAGCAGAUCAGGAGUGGAUCAUUGGGCAGACAACAGCAGGUCCUGCAUCGUCCAGUGCUGGAAAGCAGAAGGAGAACGGUUCUCGUUUCUUCGUUGGAUGAAGAACUCCCCAAAUUCAAUGACGACAUUGUCCAAGACGACGACAACGACGACUCUGACAGUAGCAGCAAGAGCAGUAAAAUCAAGAGCACCACCAACAGCAACAAUAGUAAUGAAAGCCUUUUGACAAGCCUCAAUGAAUUUGGCAUGUCUUUGAAACCCCGCGCCCAAGAGGUGGAUAUCAAGGCGGCACAAGCCAGCAAAAUGAAACGCAAAAUUGGACUCAAAGCCAAGGCAUCGUUGUUCUGGACGCUCUACAUGGCGUACCGAGGAUACCGAGGAUUUUUUGUCAUUUUACCCGCCGUCUUUUCCGAAGUCUACCGCAAAAUGGAAACCGCCGUCGAUUUGCGAGUCCUGGAUGACGCUCCAUCCUCCGAAGGAAGUGAUGUCAAUCCGGAAACGGGAAAAGUACGAUGGAGGACUAAAAUUACAGUGUCGGCAUUGGCAGGUAUUGUGACGCUCACGUACGUCGUGGGAGGGUUGGCACGGGUCUUUAUCAAAUUUGCCAAGACCAUUCUACGGACCAGCUCCUUAUCGGGAUCCUUGUCGGCUGCAGCAGAAGAAGUCGAGGGAAAUGAAGGCAGAUUGAUGCGGAUUGGUGGACAACAACAAAAAGAAGAACAAGAACCAAAUGUCAAUGGGAAAAAAGACAACAACAGUGGUGGAAGUGGAAGUGGAAGUGGACGUGGACGUGGAAGAAAUGUGGCAUUCUAA